Messenger RNA from Epithele typhae, 879 nucleotides. RefSeq lists its product as uncharacterized. The coding region runs from base 1 to 879 and encodes 292 amino acids. The transcript is spliced from 5 exons. Lineage: Eukaryota; Fungi; Basidiomycota; Agaricomycetes; Polyporales; Epitheliaceae. The record is from RefSeq and is a predicted model, not a curated record.
AUGUCCAGCGAACACGACGCACCCAACGACUUCGAGGACAGCGAAUUUUGGCGCCACGGCGAAGCAGAAGAGGCGAGCCCACUGUUGCACUGCGACCACACCGGCAUCGCGACGAAGUUGUAUGAGGCGGACGUCGCACUGGCGAAUUUCGAGCGCCAGGGCAACGAUUUCUGGCAGCAUUUCAACAUCAGCAUGAACAGCCUUCCACAAGGGACCUACACCACCUACUCCUCGCUCUACCCAGUGCCCGAGGUCGUUCUCCCAUCCAGAGCGCCGGCAGAAAUCCAAGAACCUAUCUUCCCAACCCUCGGCCAUUCUGUGCUUCCUGCGCCCAUCUGGAAGGAGCUGCCGUUGAUCGACUACUCCGACUCCAACUGCCAGACGCAAUACACCGACAGGGUGCGCUUCCGCCUCCGCCACGGCGAAGAGGGUCUCCCGCUCGCCGCGGUCCCGGGCAGGGGAGUCCCGUGGGGCCAGCUGGACAAAGAAGACGCCGAAGCGUUCGAUGACGCCUGGGAGGAGCCGGUGAACACCCGGAUUCAUUUUCGCCUGCAGGCGAGUAUCAGCGCGCUCCGUUCUACGUGCCCCCCAAGCGCCGUGCUCACGUACCUGGCCGCGGGCACAGUUUCAAGGCCUCGCCCCGCCGACAAGCAGAUCCGGGCGCGGCGGGAGACCCCCGGGCGGCAGUCGAUCCCGCUCGGCGAGCUGGCGCGUGUAAUCUGCGAGAGGGUGCGGUGGGCCAUCGUGGCCCAGGAGCCGUACUACAAGGGCCGACGGUUUGCGCUCGAGCACCUGCGGCUGAUGGAGCUUCGCCGCGUGGCGAAGGCGUCGUGGCAGCCGGUGCUUCACAUCAACGAGACGGCACUCCUGGGCUUGUGA